Molecule: messenger RNA, 957 nt
Organism: Auanema sp. JU1783
Lineage: Eukaryota; Metazoa; Nematoda; Chromadorea; Rhabditida; Rhabditidae
Source: the annotation of a GenBank genome assembly
AUGACUAAGUAUACUCGACAGUUAUCUUUAUUAACUAGUCUACUUCUUGUUUUCCCAAUAUGGGCUGAAACAGCAUCGUAUAUGUCCGAUUCCUGGGCUAUGCUUAGUUCCGAACGGCCCAGUGGGCCUAGAUGUGUGGACAUUCCAACAAAUUUAACAAUAUGCAAUGGGAUUCAGUACAAACAUAUGCGACUUCCUAAUUUGCUCGAACACGAGACGUUAAAUGAAGCUAUUCAUGCAUCUCGAGAUUGGGAGUCGCUGUUAAAACUGAAUUGUCAUCCGGAUACUCAGCUUUUUCUUUGUUCACUAUUUGCUCCCAUCUGUAUACCUUCUAUGGAUAGGGAAAUUUUGCCAUGUAGAUCUCUCUGUUUAGCUGUUAAACAGGGCUGUGAAAAUAGAAUGAGAAACUAUGGUUUUCCUUGGCCCGAGAUGUUGUCCUGCCAAAAAUAUCCCGAGGAUAACAACAUGUGCAUUCAACAAGUUAAUCAACAGAAAGCUACUGAUAUCAGCUGUCCAGCCUGCAACCAGGUUUCCACAUACGAGAAUCUUGUCGACCAGUUCUGUCGCAGUACAUUAGUUCUCAAAGGAAAAGUUGGCAAGCUAAGCGGCACUCAUAUAACUGUACGUGGUGGAAGAAGUUUGAAGAAAGGAGACCGUCGAAGGAAUGUUCCCGAGACUGAAAUCCGACUAUCUUCCGAUUAUCGUGACUGUCCCUGUAGAGUUGCUGAUGAAAGUGACAAGCGUUUCCUAAUUAUGGCCAGUAAUGUAGCUGAUGGUCAACUAACAGCUAAUCUUGUUUUACCCUGGAAGAAAGAUAAGAACUUCAAACGAGCCAUUCACCAAUUUCAAAAGCUGAACUGCAAAUCUCUUGGUCGAGAAAUCAGGGAGAGUGCCUCACGACGACCACAUUACUAUGCGAUGAGAAAGCAUAAUACUGGCCGUUACACACUGUUCUAA